AUGGACAGCAGCCACUUUGACACAGGAUUCCACAACUUGGGAAUCGACGAGGACGAACUGCAUGAUGUGGAACCUACCCUGAUCUCGGAGGUUUCAAACGGAGUGGAAGAUGAAACUCGGUCCUCACCUGAGCCCGGAGAAGCAGCUGCAGCCGCAGCCGCAAACUACUUUGGCAAGGCCGGCUCCAACCUCCUGGACGACGAAAACCGCGAGAGCGACGAAAGCCGUGAGGCCGAUGAAAACCGUGAGGGCGGUGAAAACCGUGAGGGCGGUGAAAACCGUGAGAGCGAUGAAAACCGUGAGGCCGAUGAAAACCGUGAGGGCGGUGAAAACCGUGAGGGCGACGGCGGCGAUAUUGAGCCCCCGCCGCAGCAGGAGGAGCCGGCCCCCCUGGCCAUCCAGGGGCCCCAGAUUGCGGCGAGAAAGGCGCGCCGCUGCCGCACUGUUUUCACCCAGUUGCAGCUGCUGGAGCUGGAGCGAGUUUUCUACCACAUUCAAUACCCCGACGUGUUUGCACGAGAGGACAUUGCAAGACGUCUGAAUUUGGCUGAAAGAAGAGUGCAGGUUUGGUUUCAAAACCGAAGGGCCAAAUGGAGAAGAUACCAGAGGGCACUGAUGUUUAGAAAUGUGCACCCUAUUGCCUUCGGCCACCCUAUGGGGGUAAUCUUUAAUGGGCCCUAUCAUGUAUUCCCUGCUAGGCAGCCUGCAUGGAGAUACAUUCCUGCAGUGCCACGUCCAGGCCUGCCCCCUGUGCCCCCUGGGCUGCCCCCACCACUUGUGCUACCUCCACCUCUGCCACCCAGGCCAUGGAGGAUGCCGUUGCCAUACCCGGUACCUAUGCCUCACUUUGGUCUGGCCCCUGUAGGAGUGGCAUGGGCCCCUGUCAUCAAUGGUCAUUUUAUAGGCCCCUAUUUCUGA
Budorcas taxicolor (takin) is the source of this 918-nucleotide messenger RNA. RefSeq names its product ESX homeobox 1 (gene ESX1). The record is from RefSeq and is a predicted model, not a curated record. Gene Ontology annotation, biological process: regulation of transcription by RNA polymerase II. Bases 1 to 918 code for a protein of 305 amino acids. Gene Ontology annotation, molecular function: RNA polymerase II transcription regulatory region sequence-specific DNA binding; DNA-binding transcription factor activity, RNA polymerase II-specific. The transcript has 4 exons. Lineage: Eukaryota; Metazoa; Chordata; Mammalia; Artiodactyla; Bovidae.